Molecule: messenger RNA, 3573 nt
Organism: Arxiozyma heterogenica
Lineage: Eukaryota; Fungi; Ascomycota; Saccharomycetes; Saccharomycetales; Saccharomycetaceae
Exons: 1
Coding region: 1-3573 (1190 amino acids)
Biological process (GO): phosphatidylinositol dephosphorylation
Cellular component (GO): cytoplasm; membrane
Molecular function (GO): phosphatidylinositol-3,5-bisphosphate 5-phosphatase activity; phosphatidylinositol-4,5-bisphosphate 5-phosphatase activity
Source: RefSeq, a predicted model, not a curated record
AUGAAGCUUCUCCUAUCAGAUAAUCCAGAAAGGAGAAUUGGUAUUCUUUCGAAUGAAUAUGCUUUAAUAUUUAAAGCAGUCCAUAACCAUAAAUCCAACAAAUUAAAAGAUAAACCAUAUUGUGCUAUUGAACUGGUAAAUAAAAAUAUUAUAGAUUCUCAACAUUUUAUCGAACUAUCUACUAAGGAAAUACAUGGUUUUAUUGGCCUUAUUGAAGUGGAUGGCUUGAUAUUUAUUGGUGCCAUUACUGGUAAAUCAAGAGUGGCAUCUCCUAUCCCGAAGGAAAAUGUUAAUAAGAUUCACUCUGUGGAUUUUUUCUGUUUGAACGACUCAACCUGGGAUUUCUUUGAAUUAGAUUCUUCUGGCUACCCAAUUUUAUCAGAUCCAUACGACUCCAACUCAAAUAGUUUUGACCAACAGUAUAGUAGCAGUAAUCUCACAUUGCCAAAACAUCCAUGUUUUGAAUUAAAAAAAUUACUUUCAAAUGGUUCCUUUUACUAUAGUUCUGACUUUGAUUUAACAUCUACUUUACAGAAUAGAGGAGUGGGUACUCAUUCCUUAAGCUCAGAUAACUAUGAAGAUGAAUAUAUGUGGAAUUCCUUUUUAAUGCAAGAAAUUAUUACUUAUAGGGAUAGACUAGAUAAUCAUGCAAAGCAAAUAUUAGAUGAUGAAGGAUUUUUAACUACUGUUAUUAGAGGGUUUGCCGAGACAUUUGUAACCUAUAUUAAAGACACUAAAGUUGCAUUAACAGUUAUAUGUAAACAAAGCUGGAAAAGAGCGGGAACUAGAUUUAAUGCUCGUGGUGUUGAUGAUGAUAGUAAUGUUGCUAAUUUUGUAGAGACUGAAUUUAUAAUGUAUUCCAAAAAUAUCUGUUUUUCCUUUAGUCAAAUUAGAGGUAGUAUUCCUGUUUUUUGGGAACAAGAUACAUCUUUGUUAAAUCCCAAAGUUCAAAUUACAAGAUCCAUUGAAGCUACACAACCCGUUUUAGACAAGCAUUUCCUAAAACUCAUAAAGAAAUAUGGUUCCGUUCAUGUUGUCAACUUGCUUUCAACUAAAUCUUCUGAGAUUGAAUUAUCACAAAGAUAUAAAGAGCACAUUACUUGUUCCAAAAAGAUCCAUUUAAAUGAAAAUGUUUAUUAUACACCUUUUGAUUUUCAUCGCGAAACAUCUCAAGAGGGUUUUUCUGCAGUUUUUAGAUUGAUACCCAAAAUCAUGGACGCUAUUUUGAGACAGGGUUAUUUUGCCUACAAUAUUCAAGAAAAGAAAGUUUUAUCUGAACAACAUGGAAUAUUUAGAACCAAUUGUUUGGAUUGUUUAGACAGAACAAACUUAGUUCAGCAGGUGAUCUCGUUAGCCGCAUUUAAAUCCUUUCUACAAGAUUACAAACUUAUACCAGAAAAUACCUACAUUGAUGAAGAAGAUUUCGUGAAUAUACAUAACACAUUAUGGGCUGAUCAUGGUGAUAUGAUCUCCCAAAUUUAUACUGGUACGAAUGCUUUAAAAUCUUCUUUUUCAAGAAAAGGGAAAAUGUCCUUAGCUGGUGCUUUAUCUGAUGCAACGAAAUCUGUUAGUAGAAUGUAUAUAAACAAUUUCAUGGACAAGGGAAAACAACAGAAUAUCGAUACUUUAUUAGGUAGAUUACCUCAUCAAGUUCCGGUACAAUUAUAUGAUCCAGUUAAUGAAUAUGUAACAUCAGAAUUAGAAAGAAUGUCAGAAAAAUUCACUUCCUACUCUGUUAUUAAUCUAUUUGUAGGAACUUUUAAUGCCAACGGGAAUACACGGAAACUGGAUUUAUCAAAAUGGCUGUACCCUAUUGGGGAAAAAUUUAAGCCAGAUAUAGUUGUUUUGGGUUUACAAGAAGUCAUAGAAUUAACUGCUGGUUCUAUCUUGAACGCAGACUAUUCUAAAAGAUCCUUUUGGGAGAAUAUGGUUAGCGAAUGCUUAAAUCAAUAUAAUGAUAAAUACAUCCUUUUAAGAGUAGAACAAGUUACAUCCAUGCUAAUAGUAUUUUUUGUUAAGUCCGAUAAAGCUAAAUAUGUUAAACAGGUGGAAGGUGCAAGUAAAAAAACUGGAUUUGGCGGGAUGGCAGGAAAUAAAGGUGCGGUAGCUAUUAGAUUCAAAUUUGCACAAACAUCAUUUUGCUUUGUAAACGUACAUUUCGCUGCAGGCAUUAAUAAUAUAGAAGAUCGUAGAAAUGAUUAUGAGAAUAUUCAAAGAGGUAUUUUAUUCACCAGAUCAAAUACUAUUAAUAAUCAUGAUUCUAUAUUUUGGUUGGGUGAUACAAAUUUUAGAUUAAAUUUACCCAAUGAUGAUGUAAGAAGAGAAUUGAAUAAUAAGACUGAAGGCUAUUUAUCUAGAUUAUUACGUUAUGAUCAAUUGAUUCAGGAGAUGAAAGGUGGUAGAAUCCUCAAAGAUUUUGUUGAGCCAGAAAUUAAAUUCAGACCCACAUAUAAAUUUGAUAAUGGAACAGGAAGAUAUGAUUCUUCAGAAAAAGCAAGAACUCCAUCUUGGACUGACAGGAUCGUUUAUAAAGGCCAAAAUAUCCAGCCAUUAGCUUAUUCUGAUGUACAAUUAUUAAUCAGUGAUCACAAACCUGUCUUUGGCGCAUAUAAAGCUAAAGUAAAACAUGUCGAUGAAACGAAAAAAAUUGAAUUAACUCAGCAAUUAUUUGAAAAUUAUAAAAAAAUGCAUCCUAAUGAAACUAGUACAAUAACUUCUCAACUUCUUAAUUUAGGGUUAGAAGAUAGCCAAGAAAAUCCUCCAUCUAUGAACACCUCAUUAUCAGAUUUAAGUUUUUUAAAUAUGCCAAACAAUAACAGUAAUGACAUUAAUGGAAAUUCUUCGACAAGAUUGACGUUAGACCCAUCAAGAACAACAAGUCUAGUUGCAUCGGCAACUGCUUCUUCUUCAUCAGCAUCAAUAGCAUCAUCUUUAUCACCCCCUGUAAUGCAACCAAAGAAAGAAAGUAAUGAUAAAAUGACAAAACUCGAGUCUAUUGCAACAAAUCCAAGUGGAUCUAUGACAAAACCAAUAUUACGUCCUCCUCCACCGCCAAUUUUAUCUAUGAAUAAAACUGUAUCAUCUCCAAUGCAAUCCGCUUCUAAUAAUAAAAUACCUACUGCGGUUAGAUCUUUAGAAAGUGGAGUAACUAAUAUUAAAACAAAUAGACUAACAAGACCUUCACCACCACCAACAACUAUUACUCCAUCUAUUAAUGAUAGCCACGGUAUUACCCAUGAUAUGCACAAAAGUGUAACUUCUUUACCUGCCACUAAUAAAGUGAUACAUGAACCACCUGGAUUUGAUAGUAAUAUUAUUUUGAUACCAAAAAAUAGAUCAUCUACCCCUACAUCAGUUACUACCAACUCUAAUACAAAUUCAUCUUCUAGUAAUAAGAAUGAUGAAAAUAUUGCUGCUAAUAGCAAUAUAAAUAACGUGGUAGUGAAGGAAUCUAACCAAGUACCUAUAACAGAUAACAACACCAACAAUGAUUUAACACAAAAUAAUAAUAAUUCAAAGGAUUCUAUACAUAGAUUAUCUUUAAAUUCAUGGCAACCACUAACACCAAAAUAG